AUGACUACCUCCAAGGAAGUGUUGAGUUUGUACAAGCAGCUUCUAGGUAAGGCUGCCAAGUUUACCGACUACAACUAUCGCACAUACGCCCAUAGAAGAAUCGUGGAUGCAUUUAAGGCCAAUAAGGAUUUAUCUGAUGAAUCGAUUAUUAAAGCAAAAUACAAUUUCGGAAUUGACAAUUUGGGAAUGCUCCAAAGACAAACCACAAUCUCACAAAUGUUCACUUUCGACAAGUUGGUUGUAGAAAGACUUGAGAAGCAUCAUUGA
Messenger RNA from Meyerozyma guilliermondii ATCC 6260, 267 nucleotides. RefSeq lists its product as uncharacterized. Gene Ontology annotation, cellular component: mitochondrion; L-cysteine desulfurase complex. Lineage: Eukaryota; Fungi; Ascomycota; Pichiomycetes; Serinales; Debaryomycetaceae. Gene Ontology annotation, biological process: iron-sulfur cluster assembly. The coding region runs from base 1 to 267 and encodes 88 amino acids. The transcript has a single exon. The record is from RefSeq and is a predicted model, not a curated record.